GCCAGUAACAACUAUGUGUUUCUAGGUACGUGGGCGUAUAGUAUUUGAACUCACCGACAAAUGCUAGCAAACUGAGCUGUCACAGUCAGUCUGUUUCUUUUACGCCUGCUAUGUUAGGGUACAGUCAGUGGCAAGUGUGGAAGAAGUCACAGUCAAGAGACUCAAGAAGCUUGAGCUGUGGCUAGCGACCCAACGUACAUUAUUUACCACAGUUUUCACUAGCUAGCUAGCCUAGUUAUCUACUUUAACUAGUUAGGUUAACAAUGUCGUUCAUUAUGAUGAAGAAAAAUAAAUUCAAAUUUAAGGUAGAUUUCGAGUUGGACGAACUCUCUUCUGUUCCCUUUGUCAACGGGGUCUUGUUCUGCAAAGUACGGCUCCAAGACGGUGGCUUUACUGAAGAGUCAUCUCGGGAGCAGGUCCAGGCUAACUGUGUGCGCUGGAGGAAGAGGUUCUCCUUCCUGUGUAAGAUGAGUGCCAACGCUCGGACAGGAGUACUGGACCCCUGUGUGUGCCGGGUGUCUGUGCGCAAGGAAAUGAAGGGUGGAAAGACCUUUGCAAAGCUGGGUUUUGCAGACCUGAACCUGUCAGAGUUUGCUGGCUCUGGCAGCACCACGCGGCGAUGUCUACUAGAGGGUUACGACACCAAGAACACCAGACAGGACAACUCCAUACUCAAGGUUGUCAUCAGCACACAGCUCAUGUCUGGGGACCCCUGCUUUAAAACGCCACCGUCCACAGCCAUGAAACUGGGCAUCCAGCAGGCAGAGGCAGAGUGUCUCUACGAAGACAGAAAGGGAGGGGACACACCCACACCCUGCCUCCCCGUACCAGAGCCCCCAGGGAAGUGUGCGUCUGUUCCUGAUGAGCCGAGAGCCUGUGGCCACUCUAGAACAUCCAGCUACGCCAGCCAACAGUCCAAAGUCUCAGGCUAUAGCUCAGGUCACUCACGCUCCUCCAGCCUGUCAGAGCUCACACACAAGAGGAACCCCUCACCGGGCUCCGCCUCCACGGGCAUCAGCAGCAUUCCUGAACCCAGCGUGGACCGAGGGGCUGAGAGGGGUGAGAGGGAGGCCCACUCCACACCUCCUGUCUCUGUCACCUGUCCCUGCUCACCCGUGCCUGAACAUCUCCCCACCUCCUCGGAGAGACUCAGCAGGCAUCCAGUGAAGCAGAGCUCGGUGGAGUGUCAACUGAAGAGAGUAGACGCCACGCGGGUAGACGCUGACGACAUCGUGGAGAAGAUCCUCCAGAGCCAAGACUUCAGCCACGGCCUGCUGGACUCCAGCGCUGAGGAGGAGGGGCUCAGGCUGUUUGUUGGUCCUGGCGGAAGCACGGCGCUGGGAAGCCAACACACCAGGGUUGGGGCUGGGCCCUACGAGCAGGUGGUGAUCAAACGCUAGCCCCCGGGGAGCGGAUGUGUGUCUGAGAAGGUGCCACAACACCACAGGGUCUGACAGAGGGGGACAGAGAGGGGGACAGAGGGCAAUAGCGGUCUCACCUCUAUGCAGGACAAACAUUCGUUCCAAUGGGAGUCCAGGUCAGAUGUGCGGAACCUGUGUAAGCCUGCUGCCCCCUAGGAUUGAAGCCAGGAGGUGACCUGAAGUUCAUGAUGACAACUUGUUCAAUAACUAUGAGAUGAAAGAGGAGGAUAUAUUGAGACAUAUAUACAGUGCAUUGGAAAAGUAUUCAGACCCCUUUACUUUUUCAACAUUUUGUUAUG
This is a messenger RNA of Coregonus clupeaformis (lake whitefish), 1720 nucleotides long. RefSeq names its product protein FAM102B-like. The record is from RefSeq and is a predicted model, not a curated record. NCBI's taxonomy places the organism in Eukaryota, Metazoa, Chordata, Actinopteri, Salmoniformes, Salmonidae. The coding region runs from base 264 to 1400 and encodes 378 amino acids. The transcript has 11 exons.